ACCAACCAGGGGGUCCUGCCUGGCCGACACAGCCCGGCCAACAGCCCACCCAUCCCCCAUCCUGCUGGCCAGGGCAACCCAACACCCCCUGCUGGCCUGGGCCACAACCAUCCCAACCAGACCCAGCCUCAGCCCAAAACUGGCCUGGUCCCCAACCACAACCACCCCAACCAGCCCCAUCCCAUCCCUGCCAGUCAUGCUGGCCUGGACCUCCCCAAUUCCAGCCCCAGCCUUCCCAGCCCCAGCCCCAGCCUCAACCUGCACUCCAGCCUUCUCAACCUCCAGCCCCAGCCCCUGCCCCCCAAGUCCCCAGCCAGCCUAGUGCCCCAAGGUGGCCGGUUACCCAAGGCCUUAACCCAGGCAUUAACCCAGGGUCUGGAUGGCCUUUCAGCCCUGGUAAGUCUGGUUGGCCUGGUCAGAACCCAGGCCUUAACCCAGGCGGAUCUGGAUGGCCAUUCAGCCCUGGUCAGGAUCCAGGUAGCCAGUCUGGUUGGCCUGGUCAGAACCCAGGUGGCUUCACACCUGCUCCACAGUGGACUCCAACACCAGCUGGACAUCUGGUGAGAGACAAGGAGUAGGGUCUAGAGAAGCUGUAGUGUAGCUUUAGCGGAGGGACGGAGAGAGAGAGGGAGGGAGGGAGGGAAUUGGCAAAAACAUUGUGUUGGUGUGAAAACAGAGCCAUAUCCUAAAUGUCAGUGUGUUGUGUUGGUGUAUAGAAUGUGCCCCACAACCUGAACCUACAAAGAGGCAUCUACGACAAGAUGAUGAUGACCAUCAUGGGCCAGGUCAAACCAAAUGCUAAGCAGUGAGUUCACACUUUACAAUCAUCUAUAAUGGUUCCUGUUAUUUACUGUGAUUGUUAAUAAGAUCCCUGACUUACCCCUUAGAGGUACACAUUACCAGUAUGUUAUUUGAACACGACUGAUGGAAUAAGUCAAUCUGUAAAGUUGACGGUUCUGAACAUGUCAGCUGCCUUCAGUACAUCACAGUCCUGGAAGAGUGGGCCUAUCCACCUGAUGACUGUGGCUUGUUAUCACUAUCUAAUGUCUUGGCUUGUGCUUUUAUCAAUCUGAUCAAUAAAACUGUUUUAAUUUAUCGUAUCCCCUCCAGGUUCACUGUCAACUUCCUGCGAGGUAAUGACAUCGCCUUCCACCUCAACCCUCGAUUCAGCGACGGGGGCAAGCAGGCAGUGGUGAGGAACACCAAGGUGGGAGAGUGCUGGGGCAAGGAGGAGAGGCACACACGAGGAAGCUUCCCCUUCAUGGCAGGACAGUCCUUCGAGGUCAGUGGGAACUUCCAUUGAGGCAGUGCUACUGUAGCCUGUACUGUACUGACUAACAAAUCAACUGAGUUCCCCUUUCGAUAAUGUUUGCGGCUAAAUUAUACUUUCUUUAAUUCCUCUCGCCCUUUCUCCACCUGUGUUUCAGAUGAAGAUUCUGAUUACGUUUGAGGAGUUUAAGGUGGCUGUAAACGGAGCUCAGCUGUUUGAGUUUAAACACCGCGUCAGAGAACUCAACCAGAUCGAUCGCGUCAACAUCCUCCAUGAUGUCAUCCUCACCUACGUCAACGUAGACACAAUACCA
Coregonus sp. 'balchen' is the source of this 1583-nucleotide messenger RNA. The record is from the annotation of a GenBank genome assembly. NCBI's taxonomy places the organism in Eukaryota, Metazoa, Chordata, Actinopteri, Salmoniformes, Salmonidae.